GCCGUGGACAGCAUCCCUUCGGUUGACACAAAAUAAUGGCAUGGAUUAAAGUCACACACCCUUUGGUAUGGCUCGCUGUUAUUGUCAGAAAAUCUCUCGCUCACGAUUGCACUGAAGAAGUGGAUAAAACACCAACAGUUGCUGAACCUGAUUGGCUGGAAUCCGAAGUGAUAGCUGGUUUCAGAGUAUGGCAGAUUCUCUUCCUGAUAUGCGCCGGCAUUGGCACAUUGAUCGUCGUGGCCUGCUGUUUCACCCGAUGCCGGAUUCCUCGAACUCGUCAGGAGAUCGAAGCAAACCAUCGCCGAAGUCAAAUCACCCUGAUGUUCCGGGCCUACUUGGACAGGAUGGUAGUGGACGAAAUAGACCUCAUGUGGGCAUUGGAUGAAGUAAAAGCAGCAGCUGAGAAGCGCAACAACAAGAAAAGAAAAAGAAAAAAGACUUCAGAGGAAGAAGAGAAUCGCAGUAAUCAAUCAGUCAAUUCAAACCUCGAAGGUGGGGAUGCUGAAAAUUCGGAUUUCGAUGAGCUGCCUAAAAAGAUGACCUUCACGGAAAGAAUACGGCGCUUUUUCAGAAAAGAAAAUCCCGAAAGCUUUAGCGACGUUGAAUCAAACCAACUAAGCAGCAAUUUAGACAAUUAUUCACUGUAAAAUAUUAAUUUAAAAUUUUAACU
Messenger RNA from Uloborus diversus, 670 nucleotides. Its product is annotated as transmembrane inner ear expressed protein-like. Bases 36 to 647 code for a protein of 203 amino acids. The transcript has 4 exons. The record is from RefSeq and is a predicted model, not a curated record. Lineage: Eukaryota; Metazoa; Arthropoda; Arachnida; Araneae; Uloboridae.